AACCGGCCUUGCGGCUUCAGGCGGGCGUUUCGCUUCGUCUUCGUGCAAAACAAAAUGCCGUUUUGCUGAAAGGAAGAAUGUGGUGGUGGCCCGCUUGAGAGAGUGUUGGAAGUCGGAGCUCUGAAGGGAGAGGGGUGUAGGUGUCUGUAGCGAGGAAAUUGCGCUGCAAACAGCGCGUUUCCCCCUUACGGCGCGGCUUGGAGCCGGCGGGCUGCCCGAGGGCAGGAGGCUUUUAUUUGUGGGGAGCGAGCUCAGGUCAUGCUCCCCUGUGGUUCCCCGGCCACCAGGCUGCUCGGGAAGGUCUCGUCGCCGAGAGGCGGCGAUGUGCCGAAGGACACCUGGUGGACACAAGUCUGAAAUGCCUCUGCCGCAGCUUUUCGGCAGCCCGGAGACGGCUUCUCCUCACCUCUAGAUGUGGAGUUCCUUCACUGUUUUGCCUACAAGUCCUUGGCAGCUUGGUACUUGGUGGCCUCUUGUCAAGCUACUCCCCACUAAGCUGCAGCCCCUUUUGGCUGCGGCAGGGGGGCUGUCAGCAGCGCAGAGCCAACCUGUCCUGGCACUGCCAGCACCCGUGUCCGGGGGGGUACCCCUCCUCAACCACAGCAACUUAGCUUGUGAGGGCACAGUGGGGGCCAAGGAUCGCUGACCAGAAAGCCACCCUCAGUUAAAAGUCAUCUGGACCGCUUCAUUCUGGUUUGGCAAAACUUCAGUGGUGGCACACACGGAUGUGCAGAACAUCCUCUCCCAAAAUAACCUUCUGAUGGGUUACAGGGUGAGAAAUCGUCUUCGUGUUCAGCUGCGCUGGGGGAGACACAAACACUGCAUGUAAGGUGGAUAUCAAAAAGUAUCUGCUGUGUCAGAGGCACCAGUUCAGUGAGUGUUUCAAGUUGACUAGUUCGAGGAGUGAUUUCUAGAGAUUCUGAGAAUUUCAUUAAAGUCAUUUUAAUUAGAGCAAAGAUAUUUUAAAACCAUGAAAAAACUCAAGCUAUCGUGCAGUAAAACUGGUAGGGUGUGCUGUAUCUUGGUUGUGAACUUUUCUUGAGAGGGCAGAUGGAUGUAAAUGAAGAUAUAUGGGGAAGAUGAGAAGAACAUCUGCCUUUCUCAGCUCUCUAUGAGAAAUGUACAAGCAAGGCAAAAAUAAAACUGAGCCACUGAGCUUGUUUCAGCUUGUGGUAGGUGUAGGAAAAUUUCUGGAAGUCCCUUUUCUCUCUCUUCGGUCCAGAUGCACAGAUCAAUGGAGCAUUUAACUACCUCUGCUGUUGACGUUUAAAUUUUUCUGUAGUGUGCUGAAACACAUGUUGAAACACAGACAAACGCAAACAGCCACCACGUACGCCCAGCAAUCUGUUUCCCGGUGGAUUACCUCCUUGAUUCCAUAGCUGUUAUUUGUCCCCUUUAUUUUGACAUUUAAUGUGAAAUUAUGCUAGGCGUUAGUUAUUUACUGGGAUUUUUAAUCUUGACCAAUACACAGGCAAGUAUUUGUUUAUCAUCUCUCGCCCUCUCUCUCUCACGCCAAGGGUGAUACAACAGAAGAAAAUGUAGCAUGAGAAAAUCACAAGGCUUAGCUAAUUUGUGAAGUGCUGUCUGCAGUCCAGCGUUUUUAUCAUCCUUUGCUGUGAAGAACUGUUAGGAAGAAACUGAAAUGCUCACUGAAGUGAGCUAUCUGCAGGGUCUGAUGAGCACUCAUCUGCUGUGGUUGAUUCCUUGUGGGGUACAGACAGUAGUAAUCCCAGCUCUUGGUGUUUGUCAACCACUCCCGUUCCUGUCUCAUUCUGAAAUCCUGGUGAACAAAAAGACAACUGGCAAGAUGUGUGAAGGGGAUACGAUUAAUACAUUUUGCCGUGAAAGUUUGGUUGUAAUACCAAAUCAACGGGCUUUUUGCCUUCCUUGUUUUCACUAUCUAAGCAGCAGGAUCAGUCUUGAAAAGGCCUGGGGGGUUGGGUUUACAAAACGGUUGGGUUUCUAACGUUGUUUGGAUACAUUAAGUGUAAGAAGAUCGGUGAGGAACAGGGAGAGACAAAACCAAUAACUCAGCAGUGUUUUGCAAAGGGUUACUCCAAGGCACGUUCUUCUGAAUAAUGAUGAAUUGCUUCCUGAUUUGUGGUCAGUGACUUUUUUUGGUGUAAUUACUGUCAAGAAGGAAGCUGAACAACUAGAGUACAUUUCUUAGACCUAGCAUAGUGGAGCAUUUUCAUCAAAACCCUUACGCCUUUUUGACCAAACCCACUUGACAUAUGUUACCGGAACUGCUGCCUCCUUUUUAUAAAAGAGGGUGAUCUGUGAGUACAUGUCUCAAAGCCAUUUCGUAUUCUGUUUUGUAUGCCACUGUAUGCUGGUGAGAGAAUUGUCACUGGAGUUAUAAGCAAAGAGUACAUCCCAAAAGGAACGCGCUUUGGACCUCUGGUAGGAGAGAUCUAUACCAGCGAUACGGUUCCCAAGAAUGCGAACAGAAAAUACUUUUGGCGGAUCUAUUCAGGUGGUGAGCUCCACCACUUCAUUGAUGGAUUUAACGAGGACAAGAGCAACUGGAUGCGUUAUGUAAACCCGGGCUACUCCGUUCAGGAACAGAACUUGGCUGCUUGUCAGAAUGGAAUGAACAUCUACUUCUACACCAUCAAGCCCAUCCCCGCCAACCAAGAGUUGCUUGUGUGGUAUUGCCGAGACUUUGCAGAGAGGCUGCACUAUCCCUCGUCCAGAGAGCUGACAAUGAUGAACCUCACACAAACCCACGUUAAUCCAAAGCAGCACAGUGCUGAUAAAGAUGAGCUCUGUCAGAAAAGCAUCCCAAAGAAGGAGCACAGUGUGAAAGAAAUCCUGAAAAUGGAGUCCAAUCCUCCAAAAGGAAAAGACUUCUUUCAGACCAACAUUUCACCAGUUACUCCAGAAAAAGACUUGGAUGAUUUGCGUAAGAACUAUAGCCCGGAGAGGUGUUUCUUCCCUCGAGUUGUGUACCCGAUCCGACCUCACAUACCAGAAGACUAUCUGAAAGCUUCCUUAGCAUACGGGAUGGACAGACCCAGCUACAUUACUCACUCGCCCAUCCAGACGUCUACGACGCCGAGUCCUUCCGGGAGGAGCAGCCCAGACCAAAGCUUAAAAAGUUCAAGCCCUCACAGCAGUCCAGGGGUCACGGUUUCACCUCUGGCACCUACUUCCCAAGAGCACAGAGAGCCGUACUCUUACUUGAAUGGAUCGUAUGGCUCAGAAGGAUUGGGGUCUUAUCCUGGAUAUGCACCCCCUGGCCACCUCCCACCUGCCUUUCUACCGUCCUAUAGCCCCCACUACCCCAAAUUCCUGUUACCUCCGUUCAACAUGAGCUGUAACAACCUGAGUGCUUUGAACAAUAUCAAUGGCAUCAACAAUUUCAAUCUCUUCCCAAGGAUGUAUCCUCUUUACGGCAACCUGCUCAGCGGGGGCAGCCUUUCCCACCACAUGUUGACCCCCACCACGCUCCCCAGUUCGUUGCCCAGUGAAGGAGGCCGUCGAGUGCUGCAGCCUGAUCAUCCAAGAGACUUCCUCAUACCCGCCCCCAACAGUGCCUUCUCCAUCACGGGCGCUGCUGCCAGCAUGAAGGACAAGCCCUGCAGCCCCACCAGCGGCUCCCCCACAGCUGGUACAGCAGCCAGUUCAGAACACAUAAUGCAACCUAAACCUACCUCAGUGGUGUUGGCUGCCACCGGCGGUGAAGAAGCCAUGAAUCUCAUUAAAAGUAAGAGGAAUGUGACUGGUUACAAAACCCUCCCGUACCCGCUGAAGAAGCAGAACGGGAAGAUCAAGUACGAAUGCAACGUUUGCUCCAAGACCUUUGGCCAGCUCUCCAAUCUGAAGGUGCACCUCCGAGUACACAGCGGAGAGAGACCGUUCAAAUGCCAGACUUGCAACAAAGGCUUCACGCAGCUGGCUCACCUCCAGAAGCACUAUCUGGUACACACGGGAGAAAAACCCCACGAGUGUCAGGUUUGUCACAAGCGAUUCAGCAGCACCAGCAAUCUCAAAACCCACCUGCGGCUCCACUCUGGAGAGAAGCCUUACCAGUGCAAGCUCUGCCCGGCCAAAUUCACCCAGUUCGUGCACCUGAAGCUGCACAAGCGUCUCCACACUCGGGAGCGUCCCCAUAAAUGCAUCCACUGCCACAAGAGCUACAUUCACCUCUGCAGCCUCCAAGUCCACCUGAAGGGCAACUGCCCCGUUGCCCCUGCCUCCGGGCUCUCCAUGGAGGACCUGAACCGAAUCAACGAGGAGAUCGAGAAGUUCGACAUCAGUGACAAUGCCGACAAGUUGGAAGAAGUGGAGGACAAUAUCGACUUGACAUCGAUUGUGGAGAAGGAUAUACUGACCGUGCUCAGGAGGGAAAUGGAAGGAGCAAACCUGAAAGCAUCCCUGCAGAGGAACCUGGGAAACGGACUUCUCUCCUCAGGAUGCAACCUUUACGAGUCGUCAGAUAUGUCCAUUAUGAAGUUGCCUCAUGGUCACCCACUACCUCUGUUACCUGUAAAGGUCAAGAAAGAAACAGUUGAACCAAUGGACCCUUAAGACUUUUUGGCAAAGUGAUUUUUUUUGUUUUUUAAUUUAUGACUUGGCAAGUCAGGGUGCCUGUAGCAGUUGCUUGUACAUAGUUUCAAUGCUGCAAAGCAAUCUUGGCUUACAGUAGUUUCCCUACGCUUUCCAGCUGAAAGAAGGAACUCCAAAGUUACUGUUUUCUCAGGGCAUAAAAAGAGGCAAAGGACUGUGCUUUGCCUCGCCAGUUACUAAAAGACAAUCAUCUAUCCAUAAUUAUUUUUUCAAUGAUAGUACUUCAUAAUUUAUUAUGCAAUUAAUCUUUCUAAAAAGCAAUAAUUAGGAAAAUGUUUACAAUGACUGGAAAAUUCAUUGUAAUUUUUACUUUAAAUGUUUUUAUUUUAUGUUUUAUGGCCAUUCUUUGUAGAUAUUUGUUUCUGCACAUCUGUAUUAAGAACCUAAGAUUGGGGUUUCAGCAAAUACGUUUUAUGUACCAAUGUCUUUAAAACAAAUGUGGUUUUUCGUAUUGCCAAAGUUGGACAUUUGACAUGCAGAAUACUAGAUCCAUUGGUUUGAAAAUAAUGUUUUGUGCUUUUCUGUGCAAAUCACCCCACUGGGAACUGAGAAGGAAAAUACCAAAACAGAGUAGCAGCGAGCAGGGAAGAAACUGCUCCCCUGCGUCUCUGAGGAGAGGAGAGGAGAGAGAUCCUUCUCCCUGCAGCUCUGCCUGGAACAGAUGUGGCCCAGCAAACACCUCCCUGCCAUGGACAGUACCAUAGGUUUGUAGAAAACAGCUAUAGCCCCACACAUUGACAUGUAAUUUUAUGACCAAAGGAACGCAUCAGCUUAAAGUGGCUUUUCCAGAAUAAAAUCUCACUCACCUUAUUUUGUUUCCAAAAGCAGUUUAAAAGCAAACACACAGAUAUUCUUAAUAUUCUGCCUAAAAGAAGGUUUGUGGCAGACUUUUUUCUUCUCUCUGUUUUUUAUUCUUUUGGCCAGAGCUUUCCAGGGAUGAAAAAAAAAUAGAUGGUCAGAUUCCCUGAGAAAAAAGGGGUUCGGUUUUACUUGUAUUUUCCUCUCCCACUUUGCCUGGGUAGAAGUGGGGAACAAAGUCCUUUCCCGGCACAUACGUCGUCGUUUUUUUUUUCUUCCUUCCUGUACGACUCAGAUUUUUCUCAGUAUUUGUGUUUGUACAUUUUGUGGUUAAUUUAAUUAAAGAAGAAAAGGGCAUUGCAAAGUUGUUGAACAACAAUUACCUCAGUGCUUGUGUCCAGUGGUGCAGACAAUGCUGUUUUAUCUAAAUGCUUUGCUACUUUAGAGAAGAAACCAAAAUGUGCACAGGGAAAGACAGAAUGCACAUCCUUUUAUCUUUUUGUUUUGCUAAGCCCAAAGAUGAUAUGGUGACAUUUGAGGUGUAGCAAAGAAUACAUGUAUAUUUAUAGAUAUAUUUAUACCACUAUACGAUAUAUGUAUAUGUAUAUAUAUUUAUACCACAUAAGUUGUGAGCCAAACCAUGUAAUAAAACCUAUUUUUCAUCUAAGUGUGAAAAUCAGCUGUUAUCCAGUUUCGCAUACUACCAAUGACCUCAAAACCAGAAGGUUGUGCCGAGGCAUCGAUCGCUGGCGGGCGCAGCCGCUCGGCUGAAGCCUGAGCUGGCAAACCCCUCAGGUGAAUAAUGUCACCCCCACGGGGCGAAUUUGGUGGGAAUGACCCUGUUUGCAGGAGCGAGGGGGUCAUCAGGCCCCUGCAGUCUGUACUGGGGGGAAGGAGGCGGGUGGACAGUCAAUGAACAGCCAGAAAACGUCCGUGAAGGAACUUGAAGCCAAAUCUGCCCCAUGCGUGGUGUGUUCACAAGACACGGCGAGGGGCAGGGUGGAAGUUGGGGAUGAGCCCCUCGGCUCAUUUGCUAACGAGCUGCACGCUCAACUCACAUAAAUACAAGUAGCAUUAUUACACACCUCCCCUCCGUGUAUAUCUUUUUGUCUUGUUAUUUUCUCCAAACUUUGAAGUAGCCCACGUCAGCAAUCCAGGAUUUGGUGAUCUUUUUUUUCAGUAAACUUCGUUUUAAUGCCUUCUGUUAAAAAACGAUAGUGAAAUACAGUUUGCUCAACACAGCUCUUGAAGGACUACAGUUCAUUACAUUUCCACUCCUGCAAAUUGUGAGGCUGACAUCUUUUAAAUGUAGCAAUAGUUCGUAAAUAUAGUACUUACUUGUAGGAUAAACCAAAGUAUCACUACUCUGUCACUGGACACACACUCUUUCUAUUAUUUGCCUGUAGUGCUUUCUUGUAUUUGAUACAAAUUUUACAAGAAUUUAUAUGCAUCAGCUUUAAGAAUUGUUACUUCUCUUUACUGUUUCCCCUUUCCCUUAGAAGUUUUACAUGUGAAUGUAGCAACAAUCAACAGUGUUUUGGGGUAUGGUUUUUUUUUUUGUCUCUCUUAUGAAAGACUCUGACCAAAGUUAACAGGCUUUUUACUUCGCUAGAACAACAAACUAUCAUAUGUUUACGUAUUGGUUUACAUCAUUAUUUAUGUGCAAAUUGUCAAAUGUAAAUUAAAUAUAAGUGUUCAUUGCUUUA
Columba livia (rock pigeon) is the source of this 7076-nucleotide messenger RNA. RefSeq names its product PR/SET domain 1 (gene PRDM1). The coding region runs from base 2320 to 4533 and encodes 737 amino acids. The record is from RefSeq and is a predicted model, not a curated record. NCBI's taxonomy places the organism in Eukaryota, Metazoa, Chordata, Aves, Columbiformes, Columbidae. Gene Ontology annotation, molecular function: RNA polymerase II cis-regulatory region sequence-specific DNA binding; protein binding; DNA-binding transcription repressor activity, RNA polymerase II-specific. Gene Ontology annotation, cellular component: cytoplasm; nucleus. Gene Ontology annotation, biological process: cell fate commitment; regulation of transcription by RNA polymerase II. The transcript has 6 exons.